Postia placenta MAD-698-R-SB12 is the source of this 618-nucleotide messenger RNA. RefSeq lists its product as hypothetical. Lineage: Eukaryota; Fungi; Basidiomycota; Agaricomycetes; Polyporales; Adustoporiaceae. The coding region runs from base 1 to 618 and encodes 205 amino acids. The record is from RefSeq and is a predicted model, not a curated record. The transcript is spliced from 3 exons.
AUGAUCAUCAUCGUCGGGGGCUCACUGUUAGCGGCCGCUGCCGCCGGCGCGACCAUCGUCGUGGGUUCACUAUUAGCGGCCGCCACGGCGACGAUCACCGUCGCGGGCUCAUUAUUAGCGACCGCCGCCGGGGUUACCGUCGUGGGCUCGGUAUUAGCGACCGCCGCCACAGGGACCAUCGGCGGGAUCAUCGUCGUGGGCUCACUAUUGGCGACCGCCGCCGCCGCCGCAAUCACCGUCGUGGGCUCACUGUUAGCGAGCGUCGCCGGCAUCACCGUCAUAAGCUCACUAUUAGCGACUGGCGCCGCGGCGAUCACCAUCGUGGGCUCACUGUUAGCGACCGCCACCGCCACCGCGAUCGCCGUCGUGUACUCACUAAUUUCGAGCGGCGCCGCCGCCAGGACCUUUUUCGUGGUCGUUGAAUUGAUGAAGAGCAUACAACACGCCUAUAGCAGCGCAGGGAGGCAGAAGCGCAACGGGCACAAUUUGAGGAAGAGCAGAGGCGGGUACAGGAGGCUUAGAAAAGGGCUGAAGCAGAAGCGCGAGCGGCCAUGGAGAGGGCAGAAGAGACGUGCGCACAAGGAGACUCAGAACGCGGUGACCGUGCUUCCCGACUAG